Sciurus carolinensis (gray squirrel) is the source of this 6677-nucleotide messenger RNA. It is a transcript of the gene Pdcd11, whose product is annotated as programmed cell death 11. Gene Ontology annotation, biological process: rRNA processing. NCBI's taxonomy places the organism in Eukaryota, Metazoa, Chordata, Mammalia, Rodentia, Sciuridae. Bases 369 to 6002 code for a protein of 1877 amino acids. Gene Ontology annotation, cellular component: nucleus; small-subunit processome; nucleolus. The record is from RefSeq and is a predicted model, not a curated record. Gene Ontology annotation, molecular function: RNA binding; protein binding. The transcript is spliced from 37 exons.
UCCGGAAGAGCAUCAUGCGUUUAUAAGUGUAUUGGUCUCCGCAUGUGUGAGUAUGUCCGAACCGACCCCGAUGUAGAGAGGCGCGGAACUGGUGAGUGAGGUCGCAAGCGAGAAGGGAGGAAACUUCAUGGCUCGCAGGUCUGCUUCGGGGCCAGAUGUGUUUUACCACUGAGCUACAUCUCCAGCCUGUUAUCUUGAAACAGGGUCUCACUACAUUGCCCAGACUUGCCUAGACCUUAUUGAGGCUGUGUUCUUGAACUUGAGGUCUUCCUGCCUCAGUCUCUUGAAUUGCUGGGAUUACAGGUGUGCACCACUGCACCCAGCUUAUUUAAUCUUUUAAAAGGUGUGCAUUUGAAGGAGACCCAAAUAUGGCAGCUGUGGAAGAAAACUUCCCCCGAGGGGGUACAAGAAAGACCCACAAAUUAGAGAAAUCUUUCCAGGAAUCAGUUGAACAAGACAACUUAUUUGAUAUUUCCACAGAAGAAGAAUCCACCAAAAGGAAAAAGAGCCAGAAGGGACCAGCAAAAACAAAAAAGUUGAAAAUUGAAAAAAAAGAAAACAGCAAGUCUAUCAAAGAGAAAUUUGAAAUUCUUAGUGUUGAGUCCCUAUGUGAGGGAAUGAGGAUUUUGGGUUGUGUGAAAGAAGUAAAUGAGCUGGAACUGGUUAUCAGUCUCCCCAAUGGCCUCCAAGGAUUUGUGCAAGUAACUGAAAUCUGUGAUGCCUAUACCAAAAUGCUGAAUGAACAGGUGGCACAAGAAGAACCUCCAAAGGACCUGCUACGCUUGCCUGAACUUUUCUCACCUGGAAUGCUGGUGAGAUGUGUGGUGAGCAGUUUGAGCGUCACAGAGAGGGGCAAAAAAAGUGUCAAACUAUCUCUGAACCCCCAAAAUGUCAACAGAGUGCUGAGUGCUGAGGCUCUGAAGCCUGGUAUGUUGCUGACAGGCACUGUAUCCAGCCUGGAAGACCAUGGCUACCUAGUGGACAUUGGUGUUAGUGGAACCAGAGCUUUUCUGCCACUGAAGAAAACCCAGGACUACGUCCAACAAAAGAACAAAGGUGCUAAACUGAAGGUGGGUCAGUACUUGAACUGCAUAAUUGAAGAGGUGAAAGGCAAUGGAGGAGUUGUUAGUCUGUCUAUAGGGCAUUCAGAAAUUUCUACUGCCAUUGCUACUGAGGAGCAAAACUGGACCCUUAAUAACUUGCUACCAGGACUGGUGGUCAAAGCCCAGGUACAGAAGGUGACUCAGUUUGGUCUUAAGCUAAACUUCCUCACAUUCUUCACGGGCCUCGUUGACUUUAUGCACCUGGAACCCAAGAAAGUUGGGACAUAUUUCUCAAACCAAGCAGUAAGGGCCUGCAUCCUUUGUGUCCAUCCUCGCACCAGAGUUGUGCGCCUGAGCCUGCGCCCGAUCUUCCUGCAACCUGGGCGCCCACUCACCCGGCUCUCUUGCCAGCACCUAGGAGCUGUGCUGGAUGAUGUUCCUGUCCAGGGCUUUUUCAACAAGGCUGGGGCUACCUUCAGACUGAAGGAUGGUGCUCUGGCCUAUGCCCGGCUCAGCCAUCUCUCUGAUUCUAAGAAAGUCUUCAAUCCUGAGGCCUUCAAGCCAGGGAACACUCAUAAGUGUAGAAUUAUUGACUACAGCCAAAUGGAUGAACUGGCAUUGCUUUCUCUACGGACAUCUAUUAUUGAAGCUCAGUAUCUUGGGUAUCAUGACAUCAAAACUGGGGCAGUGAUAAAGGGAACAGUGCUGACCAUAAAGCCAUUUGGGAUCUUGGUGAAAGUGGGUGAGCAAAUGAGGGGCCUAGUACCUGCCAUGCACCUGGCUGACAUCCUGAUGAAGAAUCCAGAGAAGAAGUACCACAUUGGGGAUGAGGUCAAGUGCCGGGUUUUGCUUUGUGACCCUGAAGCCAAGAAGCUGAUAAUGACCCUCAAAAAAACUCUGGUCACAUCCAGACUACCUGCCAUUACCUGCUAUGGCGAUGCCAAGCCUGGUCUGCAGACACAUGGUGUCAUCAUCAGAGUCAAGGACUAUGGCUGCAUUGUGAAGUUCUACAAUGAUGUGCAGGGACUGGUGCCCAGGCACGAGCUUAGUGCCCAGUAUAUCCCUGACCCGGAGAGGGUCUUUUAUGUUGGCCAGGUGGUGAAGGUUGCAGUGCUGAACUGCGAGCCAUCCAAAGAGAGGAUGCUCUUAACCUUCAAGCUGCUGAGUGAUACAGAGCCCAAGAAUGAGAGAGAGAGUGUGGGACACGGUCAGAAGACAGGAAGAGUCAUUAAUGUUGGGCAGUUGGUGGAUGUGAAGGUUUUAGAGAAGACCAAAGAUGGGCUUCAGGUGGCUGUCCUGCCACACAACAUCCCUGCUUUCCUCCCUACACCUCAUUUGUCAGACCAUGUUGCCAACGGCCCACUAUUGUAUCGCUGGCUCCAGGCGGGUGACACCCUUCACCGAGUCCUGUGUCUGAGCCAGAGUGAGAGACAUGUUCUCCUUUGCAGGAAGCCAGCCUUGGUUUCCUCAGUAGAAGGUGGUCAGGAUCCCAACAGCUUCUCAGAAAUCCAUCCUGGAAUGCUGCUUAUUGGUUUCGUGAAGAGCAUCAAGGACUAUGGUGUGUUCGUCCAGUUCCCCUCGGGUCUCAGUGGACUGGCCCCCAAAGCUAUCAUGAGUGAUAAGUUUGUGACCACCCCAGGUGACCACUUUGUUGAGGGGCAGACGGUGGUUGCAAAGGUGACCAAUGUGGAUGAGGAGAAGCAGCGGAUGCUGCUGUCGCUGCGGCUGUCGGACUGCACUCUGGGGGAACCAGCCAGCACCAGCCUCCUCCUCCUGAGCCAGUGCCUGGAGGAACUGCAGGGUGUGCGCAGCCUCAUGAGCAACCAAGACUCUGUGUUGAUCCAGACGCUGGCUGAGAUGACCCCAGGAAUGGUCCUUGACUUAGUGGUGCAGGAAGUGUUGGAAGAUGGCUCUGUGGUGUUCAGUGGAGGUCCAGUGCCUGACUUGGUCUUGAGAGCCAGCCGGUAUCAUCGGGCAGGUCAGGAAGUGGAGUCUGGGCAGAAAAAGAAGGUUGUAAUCCUCAACGUUGAUAUGUUGAAGUUGGAGGUACAUGUUUCCCUUUGUCAGGACUUGGUGAAUAAAAAAUCUAAAAAGCUGAAGAAAGGCAGCAAACACCAGGCAAUUGUGCAACACCUGGAGGAGUCCUUUGCUGUGGCCUCCUUAGUAGAGACUGGCCACCUGGUAGCUUUCUCUCUGACCUCUCACCUCAAUGACACCUUCCGCUUUGACUCAGAGAAAUUGCAGGUGGGACAGGGUGUCUGCCUAACUCUCAAGACCACAGAACCAGGAGUGACUGGUCUUCUUCUGGCUGUUGAGGGACCAGCUGCCAAGAGGACCAUGAGAGAGACGAGGAAGGAUUCUGAGCCAAUUGAUGAGGAUGAGGAGGGGGAUCCAGCUCUGACUGUAGGGACUAAAAAGAAGCACACCCUUGCUAUCGGGGACAUGGUCACUGGAACCAUCAAGUCUGUUAAGCCCACCCAUGUGGUUGUGACUCUGGAAGAUGGCAUUGUUGGCUGUAUCCAUGCCUCCCACAUCCUAGAUGAUGUUCCAGUGGGCACCUCUCCUACUACCAAGCUGAAAGUUGGGAAGACAGUCACUGCCCGAGUGAUUGGUGGACGAGAUGUGAAGACUUUUAAGUUUCUCCCAAUCAGUCACCCCAGAUUUAUUCGAACUAUCCCGGAGCUGAGUGUUCGGCCAAGUGAGCUGGAGGAGGAUGGCCACACUGCCCUUAACACUUUUUCUGUCAGCCCCCUGGAGAAGAUUAAGCAGUACCAUGCUGGUCAGACUGUGACUUGCUUCUUAAAGAGAUACAAUGUGGUUAAGAAAUGGCUUGAGGUGGAAAUUGCACCAGACAUCCGGGGGAGAAUUCCCUUGUUGCUCACUUCUCUUAGCUUCAAGGUUCUGAAACAUCCAGAUAAGAAGUUCCAGAUUGGACAGGCCUUGAGGGCCACCGUGGUUGGCCCAGAUUCCUCCAAGGCCUUCUUGUGCCUCUCACUCAUAGGUCCUCACAGGCUUGAGAAAGGAGAAGUGGCCAUGGGCCGAGUGGUGAAGGUGACACCCAAUGAGGGGCUGACUGUCUCUUUCCCCUUUGGGAGGGUGGGGAAGGUCAGUAUAUUUCACGUGAGUGACUCCUACUCUGAGACACCCCUAGAGGACUUCGUUCCCCAGAAAGUUGUCAGAUGUUAUGUCCUCUCCACUGGAGACCAUGUAUUGACUUUGUCACUGCGAUCGUCUAGGACAAACCCAGAGACCAAAAGCAAAGUAGAAGAUCCAGAGAUUGAUUCCAUCCGGGAUGUUAAGGAAGGGCAGCUCCUUAGGGGAUACGUGAGGUCCUUCCAGCCAAACGGUGUGCUCUUAGGCCUUGGCCCCUCAGUUGUGGGUUUGGCCCAGGACUCACACAUCUCCCAGUGCAACCUGCCCAAUAAGGACCUUUAUAACAAAUACCUCCCAGAAGGAAAACUGCUCACUGCCAAGGUCCUAAGCCUGAACCACCAGAAGAACCUGGUAGAGCUGUCACUCCUCCCCAGAGACACUGGCAAGCCUGACGUGUUUUCUGCUGCCCCGGAACUGCCACUUCUGAAGCAAAAGGAAAGGAGAGUAGAUUCUGAAGAACAAGACCAAAAAGGAGAAAAGAGGGAGAAGGAUCAGAAAAGGAAAGAGAAGAAGAGCCAGAGGGGGCAGGAGGCGGUGAAGGUGCCCAGCAAAGAGAAGAGGGAGCCCCAGAGGCCACAAGUGAAGAGGCAGGACAAGCGGGAGCGCCGGGAAUCUGGGAGUGGCCUGGAAAGAGCAAAUAAGAGGCAAAAGAAGACUGGUCUGACGGAGGAGGAUGACAGUGGCAUGGAAGUGUAUUAUCGGGAAGGAGAAGAGGAGGUAGAAGAGGUGAAGCUGCUGCCCAAGGGGAGGCUGACCAAGCCCGCAGAUGUGCCCCGGCUGCAGCUUACUUCAGGCUUUGUUUGGGAUGUUGGACUCGACUCUCUGACCCCAGCCUUGCCACCUCGAGGGGAGAGCUCAGACAGCGAGGAAGACGAGAAGCCACAUCAAGCCACGCAGAAAAAGAAAAGCAAGAAGGAAAAGGAAUUGGAAAAGCAGAAGGCAGAGAAAGAGCUGUCCCGCAUUGAGCAGGCUCUCAUGGAUCCUGGACGGCAACCGGAAUCAGCAGAUGACUUUGAUCGACUAGUACUAAGCUCCCCCAACAGCUCCAUCCUGUGGCUGCAGUACAUGGCCUUCCACCUGCAGGCCACAGAGAUCGAGAAGGCUCGGGCCGUGGCAGAGAGAGCCCUGAAGACCAUCUCCUUCAGAGAGGAGCAGGAGAAGCUGAACGUGUGGGUGGCCCUGCUGAACCUGGAAAACAUGUAUGGCUCUCAGGAGUCCCUAACCAAGGUCUUCGAACGGGCUGUGCAGUACAAUGAGCCUCUCAAGGUCUUUCUCCACCUGGCUGACAUCUACACCAAGUCUGAGAAGUUCCAGGAAGCUGGUGAGCUGUACAACCGGAUGCUGAAGCGUUUCCGGCAGGAGAAAGCUGUCUGGGUCAAAUAUGGUGCCUUUCUUUUGCGGAGGAGCCAGGCUGGGGCCAGUCACCGAGUGCUGCAGCGGGCCCUUGGGUGCUUGCCUACCAAGGAGCAUGUGGAUGUGAUUGCCAAGUUUGCCCAGCUGGAGUUCCAGUUAGGGGAUGCAGAGCGAGCCAAAGCCAUGUUUGAAAACACACUGAGCACCUACCCAAAACGCACAGAUGUCUGGUCAGUCUACAUUGACAUGACCAUCAAGCAUGGCAGCCAAAAGGAAGUCCGGGACAUCUUUGAGCGGGUCAUUCAUCUGAGCCUGGCCCCCAAGAGAAUGAAGUUCUUUUUCAAGCGCUAUCUGGACUACGAAAAGCAACAUGGCACUGAGAAGGAUGUCCAGGCAGUCAAGGCGAAGGCCCUGGAAUAUGUGGAGGCCAAGAGUUCAGUGCUGGACGAUUAGUGGCUGUCUGACUCCACUGGACACUCAGCAGUGGGCCAGCCCAGCCCCACCUUAGGCACCUGGGCACUUGCAAAUGUUGCCUGAGGAUUCUAUUUAAGUGCAGCUUUUUCUGCAGCAUCCUUGGGGUAAUCCUGGAUGAAAAAAGAAUUGGAGGUCCCCCUCCCUUUUUAAAAAUGUGUAUUUAUUAUUAUUUUUUGCAGUGCUAGGGAUCAAACUCAAGGCAUUGCACAUGCUAGGCAGGCACCACUGAACCACAGUCUCUGGCCUUUGAGGUUUAAUUUCUCUUUUCUUGUUCUGUUUUAUGAUUGAUUUAUGUCAUCUUUUUUGAGACUGCUCAGUGAUUAGAGGCAGCAGGUUUUGGGGCUCCCAGAGAAACCAAGCGUCCAUCCUUUAGGAGAGCUCCUUGGGGACCAACAGUAGAAAGCCCAACUCCUUUGGGUCUCAUGGUCAGAUCCUGCUUUGUUCCUGGCAGCCUCUCAGUCCAGCCAGAGGGGUCAGUAGGUUCUAGGAAGGAGGCCUCUCCUGUAGCCUUGGAGUUUGGGCAUUGCCUCAGGCCAGCUAGUACCUCCUGCCCUUUAAUGGAAGCUGUGAAACUGGGACAGGAGGACAAAAACAGAUCCUAGGAGGGAAAAAUCAAAGAACCUAGGCUGCUGAGGAAAGCCUGGUAACAGCCCU